Molecule: messenger RNA, 1652 nt
Organism: Onychostoma macrolepis
Lineage: Eukaryota; Metazoa; Chordata; Actinopteri; Cypriniformes; Cyprinidae
Product: SLAM family member 5-like
Exons: 3
Coding region: 378-1286 (302 amino acids)
Source: RefSeq, a predicted model, not a curated record
CGCUACAGUCUGCAGCGAGGAGUACUUGUGUCAAGAAGGGCAAACUCUUAUUUUCGUUCACUGAAUGGGGAAAAAAGCCCAAUGAGGACACUGUCACUGACUCUAAAUACUAAGUAAUUUCUGAACAUUACAGUGAGACAGACAGAAAUUAACCCUGGUUACUAUAAAAUGUAGUUGUGCUGAUAAUAUUGUCUGUAAAGUGACUUGUCAGAGUUUGAGGAACUAAUAUUUAGCAGCGUGAAGACUGGAGGAGGUGUUUUCACGGACAGAGAAGUUCCUCCAUUAGACUUACAGUUUUAAGAAUCUGAAAGCAUCAGGAGAUUUUCUGUUGUGGCUUUUCAGAUCUGUGAAGUGUUUUUUUCUCUUAUUGUUGAAAAAUGCUUCACACAUUCAUCUUCUUCUGUUUGUGGCCUUUGGUUGGUAAGUUAAAUGUUUUUAUGGCUUCAGGUUUAGUUCAUUGUUGUUUCAUCUUGUCUUGGUGUGUGUUUUAUGCAGAUGGAGUGAAGACAGUAUCAGUGAUGGAGGGAGAUUUUGUCACUCUACAUACUGAUGUUAUUGAUAUUGAGAUACCAAGAUAUUUUACACAUAUACAGUGGAAGUUUGGACCUGAACAUAAUCUGAUAGCUAGAGUCAUUUGGCGUGAUGAGGAGACAUCUCAUGUAAGAUAUUAUCACGAUGAGAUAUUCAGAGACAGACUACAGAUGGACAAUCAAACUGGAUCUCUAACCAUCAGCAACAUCAGAACAACAGACUCUGGACUUUAUCAAGUGGACAGCCUAUUAUUAACAGAAUUAUUCAAUCUUACAGUUUAUGCUCGUCUUCCCAUUCCUGUCAUCACUAGAUACUCUACAUGUUCUUCUUCAUCAGGAUCUCCAUUAGUGUCCAAAUGUGUCCUACUGUGUUCAGUGUUGAAUGUGAGUCAUGUGACUCUCUCCUGGUACAAAGGAAACGGUUUAUUGUCCAGCAUCAGUGUGUCUGAUCUCAGCAUCAGUCUCUCUCUACCUCUGGACGUGGAAUAUCAGGAUAAAAACACCUACAGCUGUGUGCUCAACAAUCCCAUCAGAAACCAGACCACACAUCUGGACAUCAGUGGACUCUUCCAGACGUGUGCAGGUUUUAUUUUUCUGUCCUCAGACUCUGUUCAUUGCUGUGGUUUCACUGAAGCUGUGAUUCGAUUGGUCAUCUCUGGUGUAGUGGGCGUGGCUACUGUUGCCAUAGUGAUUUAUGACAUCAGAUCCAGAAGAGCUGGACAGAAGCGGAGAACAUCACAAUCAGUCACUGAAUGAAGAGCCAUAUGUUCUAGGCACUAGGAUUACCCUCAGAACCUCACAGAAAGGGGGGAGGGGGGAGGGGUUGUUGAGACAAUGGUCAAAAUGAUCAAAUGAUCCUUGACGAACUGAUCUGAAUCAACAGAGCAAAGUCUCAAUCAACUUUUGCACAGAAAUGUGUGUACUUUCUUUUUUCAUAUACAGAAUAUUGCUUUGCAUAUUUUGCUUCUUCAAAGACAAUUGAAAUCUGAAGUCAUUAAUCAUCUUCUUUGUAUAAUUGGUUUGUCAUUCAGUCAAGACUGAACAGUCAGUUUGAACUGAGCAUCAGAAACUGAAGGUUGUUUGUUCGAAUCCCAGUACAUUGUUGACUGGUUUCAUUUUAAU